GGGGGAUGACAUCAGCUGGGAGACUGUUGAGGGCUAGUGGAUUAGAGAAUAAAGAUUUCAGCCAGGGCUGCUGAGGUGAGGUUCACCUAGAGAUAUACAAACCCUCCCCCCAAAAGGAAGUCCUUUAUCCCAGAUAACCAACUGCCACUGAACAAUCUGUCUUCACUGUCAUUUUAUCUGGUCCUGUUUGCAUUGCCAUGUUCCCUAUGUUUACAGUUUGUAAGAUCCCAGAUUACCAAAUGUGCACUUUACUCAAGUUUGCGCUGCUUAUUUUUUAAAAAAAUGUUAGUAUGUGGAUGCAAACUUACAACUACAAAGUCCAAGACGCAGCAUAACUGUAUGUGAAAUAAAUAACCCUGAGACUUAUUCUGGCAGGAACUGUUUGUGCAGUAGAUUAGGUUGCAGGAAGAAUAAUCUAGUAAUAAUAAUAAUAAUAAAAAUUUAUUUAGCAGACGCCCAUCUGUCCGACUGAACGGGCACUCUGGGCGACGUACAAUAUAAAAUACAAUAUAAAAUACAAUCUGCUCAUAUACAUAAUCAUCACAUUAUUAAUAUCAUAACAUCUCAUCUGAAGACCAUCUUACAUUAAUACAGUGUAAAACCUAACCCACCCCAGAGAUCCCAUAGGUCUGCCUGAAGAGCCAGGUCUUCAAGGCUCGGCGAAAAGUCAACAGGGAGGGGGCAUGCCGAAGGUCAAAGGGAAGUAAGUUCCAGAGGGUGGGGGCCACAAUUGAAAAAGCCCUCUCCCUGGUCCGCACCAACCUAGCUGUCUUAGUUGGUGGGACCGAGAGAAGGUCCUGUGAGGCUGAUCUUGUUUGGCGGCAUAUUUGGUGAUACUGGAGGCGCUCCUUCAGAUAAACUGGGCCGGAACCGUAUAGAGUUUUAAAGGUUAAAACCAACACCUUGAAUUGGGCCCGGUAUACAACUGGCAACCAGUGUAAUUCAAUCAACACUGGGGUGAUAUGAUCGCGGUGGCGGGUCUGCUUUAUUAAGCGUCUAUCUUCUAUCUAUCUUCAGCAAAACAAGUGCUAGGCAGUAGAAUUUUAACAUUUCACCUAAAGGUAUUUCAUCCAAAUUUUGUGACUGAAAUAUUAAAUCCCAAAACCUGGGUUAAUUUAUGGAAAAUAAAUAUAUUUGCUAUUUUUUGCUUCCAUGAUCUAGAUAUUUGAAAACCAUUUUCUUUUUGCCAGAACUGGCGGAAUUAGAGAAUGGAGAUAGUGGCAUCUAGACUAUAGGGGCAGGGACCAGUGAAUAAUUGUCCUUGAGGACUGAGAGGAACUGUGCAAGACACACAUGCCUCAGCCCUUGACCACUUAAGCAGCUAAGGUGACACUGCCUACAUUCUUUUUUCAGGUUGCUACAUCCAUAAGGACAAGAAACUUAAAAAAAAUUUUAAUUUUUUUACACCAGGAUGAAAUUCCACAUUACUGCAGGAAACAAAAUAUGCAGAGUACAAAUAUGCACUUGCCUGUUCCUGACCCUGGAUACAAAGAUAAGACACUCGUUCUUGCACUAAUAUAUUUCUUCAACAUAUGAUUGAUCUUUACCAGCCCAAAGGCCUGGGGCUUAGAAGCCAUGAUACUGAGCUUUCAGAGCCAUGAUAUGCAUAUUUUCCUGCAUAAAAAGCACUUCUUUGUAGGAAAUGAUCUGCUGAUUUCUUUGUAGGUCAGGAUCAGGAAACCUGUAGCUGUUGUUGGACAUCAUCUCUAUCGAUUGGCCACACUGGGUGGUGAUAAUGGGAGGGAGUCAAACAACAACACCUGGAGGGCCACAGGUUCCCUAUUCCUGAUUUAGGUGAUCACCUGUGACAAUCCCACAUGUACAUACUGUAUUUCAUUGUGUGGAUGGUUCAUACACACAGAUGGUCAUUCCCUGCCAUCAAAGCCCUUCCUAUUUAAGGAAACUGCAGUCUAUGAAGCAGACCUCAGCUACCCUCUGGAGCAGUCCUCUCUUCUUGUUCCAUCCAUUUGAGUAUUGUGGGAGGGCCAGAAGACACACCCUACAGAAGGAAUGGAGUGGGUGGGUGGGUGGUGUUAUCCUUUCGUCGCAGCAGCAGGGCUGAUGUCAGCGCCACUGUCUUGCGGGGGUCCAGCCACCUCACCAUCUGCAGCCUCAUCCAUCAUCUGCUUGUACUGUCGCUUGAAGAAGCCAACCUGGAAGGAAAGAGAGAUAAUUCUGAUGAGUAUCCUGUUCAUGUUUGGGGGAUAAGGGUUAAACAGAAACAGAUCAUUCUGGGGAGAAUGCAUAAAUGGCAAAUGGCACCAGCAGAGUCAACGAAGGAAGAACAGACUAAGGAGGUACUCUGGGUAUCCCUGCUUAGGGUGGUGGCUUCCCCCCCCCCCCGCUGCCCCAGCCAGCUCCCUCCUUGUGGGCCCUGAUUUGUUUGUUGAGGGGGAAAGCUACAACUCUGCACGCUGUAGCAGAAGAAGGUGGCACCCAAAAAGUCCCUCCCAACUCCCUGGCAGGCCUCCCUCUCCAUAUCUCUGCCCUCACCUUGUACAGAACUGCAGCAAUCAGAGCAAGGAGGAUGAGUCCUCCCACGCUGCUCCCAAUGAUGAUGGGAAGGUAGUUGUAGGGCUCCAAGAAUUCCACCACAGUCUUCCCCUACAGGGUAGGAGGGAUCAAAUGGAGAGAGGAAGAGUGGACCUGAUCUCAUUCACUGGAACCGUUCCUCGUCCACAGCUAUGAAAGAUAGCCAGGAACCACGACUCCCUCCCACCUCCUUCUAACCCUAGACCACAUCCUUCGACCAAAGAAGCCAGGAGUCCAGGCUAGGAUUGCCAGUUCUGACUCUCAUAGUGUCCUCCUAAAGAAUCCUAGGAACAGAAAUUUGAUGGCAGUGCUGAGAAUUCCAGUCUUCCCUGCAGAAGUACAGUUCCUGGGUUUCAUAGUGUAGAUGUGCCCUAAGAAGCAAGGGAUUCUGGAUGUGCAGCAUAGGAGCAUGUUAAUAUCCUACCAAGGAAAGGUUCAUGUCCUUCCCACCUUUGGACCAAUAAAGACCCAGCAGCAGCCUCCAUACCUGGGAGACCCAUUUGAAGCUGAUGUUCCCCUUGAUCCUGAACUCCAAAGGUUGCUGCAGCUCCAGGGAUGGAAUGUUGCAAAGGAUCGUUUUACAAGCAGCCACAGAGCAGUCCUAGAAGGAGGCAGAAGGAUAUCCUCAGAUAAAAAUCACAGCACGGGUAUCCCGCUUUAUAGCUCAGAGGGGCUUACAAAAGAUUCUCAAGGCAGCGGCUUCCACCAAAAGCUCUCUGAGGCAAGAGCGUGGCGAUGGGCAGUUGGAUCUCCCUCAUCCUUCCCUUGCUUGACAGUUGGCAGUUGCCAGGCAACAGAUCAGGCCUCCUCCUCCUGUGAGGAUUCUAAGUGCCAUCCCGUCAGCUGUCUCUGCAGCAGGAGCUGCCGUGUCCUCCUCGCCUGGACAUUGUCACCCUGGAUCAGAACCUGGAGGCAGCGCUUCAGGAGAGGGACUGCUCUGUACCAAAGGCUAGUCAACCAGAAUCUAUACAACUGCCUUAUACUUAUUUAACAAAAUUUAGGUACUGCUUGAUUGUGGGAAACCUCUAAGCGAUUUACAAGGAACGAUAACUUGAAGAACGUGUGCUUGAGCUUGCUUUCCUCUCCCAUUCCUUUCUCCUUUUGUGUCAAGUCUUUUUAGAUUGUUAGCCCAAGUAUAGAGACCAUCUUCGUACUGAUUUUUGUAAGCUGCUCUGAGAGUCUUUUUGGCUAAAAGGUGGGGUAUAAAUGUAUAAAUGUCAUAUAAACAAACAAUGCUGUCUGAGGCAAGGAGAUGUUGCUGAGCAGCUAGAGAGAACAGCGGAGAGGCUGUGCUUCCGGGGUAGGUGGGGUAGGUGUGUCAGGGUGCUGCGUUUGGAAGCUUUCCCGCUGCGAGAAGUCUCUCGCUUGAAGGCAACGUCUGAAUGGAGCUAUUGGCCCGCACAUGCUGUGCACAGAAUGACACCCACGUUGAAAUCUGGAUUGUCCCAUCCAUGGAGGGGAAGAGAGAGAGUUGCCUCAGAGCCAACUCAGGGGCUGGUGACUUUUGAAGACGUGGCUGUUUACUUCACAAAGGAGGAAUGGGCUCUCCUAGACCCAAAGCAAAGAGCCCUGUAUAGUAGCAUCAUGCUGGAAAAUUAUGGGAAUAUAGCCUCACUGGGAUGCUCCAUCCCGAAGCCUGAUCUCAUCUGCUGGCUGGAGAGUGCAGAAGAGCUGUGGGUGUUGGGCUCUCAGACGCCGGGUGAAAAAGAGAUCUCUAGCACCAAUUCAGAUGACUUGAAUAAAAAGAAUGUGUGCCCUGAGUGUAGGAAAUGUUUUACUAAGAAAUGUAACCUUGUCAGACACCAGCAAAUCCACGCAGCAGGGAGACCUUAUGAAUGCUUGGAGUGUGGGAAAUGCUUUGCUCAACAACCUGUGUUUCUGAAACACCAGAAAGUCCAUUUAUGGGGAGAGAAACCCCACAAAUGCCUGGACUGUGGAAAAAGUUUUGCUCACCUCUCUGUCCUUGUGACCCACCAGAGGGUCCACACAGGAGAGAAACCCUAUAAAUGCAUGGAAUGUGGGAAGUGUUUGGCAUUGCAUGGAGACCUUGUGAGACACCAGAGACUCCAUACAGGAGAGAAACCCUAUAAAUGCUUGGAAUGUGGGAAAGGUUUUGCUCGCCAGUCAAAUCUUGUGAACCACCAGAGAGUCCACACAGGGGAGAAGCCCUAUAAAUGCUUGGAAUGUGGGAAAGGUUUUGCUUGUCAUUCACAACUUGUCAGCCACCACAGAAUCCACACAGGAGAUAAACCCUAUCAGUGUUUGUUGUGCAGGAAAAGUUUUGCUGAGAGAUCAACCUUUGUGACACACCAGAGAGUCCAUACAGGAGAAAAACCCUACAAAUGCCUGGAGUGCGGGAAAUGUUUUGCUCAACAUUCGAAUAUUGUGAAACACCAGAGAAUUCAUACAGGGGAGAAGCCCUAUAAAUGCCUGGAGUGUGAGAAAUGUUUUACUCGCCAAUCGUACCUUGUGGCCCACCAGAAAAUCCAUACAGGAGAGAAGCCCUAUACAUGCCUAGAGUGUGGGAAAUGUUUUGCUCAGAACUCAACUCUGAUACAACAUAAGAGAAUUCACACAGGAGAGAAGCCCUAUAAAUGCCUUGAGUGUGGGAAAGGUUUUGCUGAUAACUCGGGUCUUGUGAAACACACACGAGUCCACAUGGGAGAGAAGCCGUAUCAAUCCCAGGCAUUUUAAACUGUAUCUUAUGUGUAUUUUAUAGUGUAUUUUAACAGUAUUGCAUUAUUGUUGUAUUUUGGUGUAGUUUGGUUCCUUGCUUGUUUGUUUUUUUAUUCUGUUAUAUCUAUUGUAUUUAUAUAUUGUGCUUGUUUUAUUUCUGAUGU
Molecule: messenger RNA, 5372 nt
Organism: Rhineura floridana
Lineage: Eukaryota; Metazoa; Chordata; Lepidosauria; Squamata; Rhineuridae
Product: zinc finger protein 501-like
Exons: 4
Coding region: 3739-5226 (495 amino acids)
Biological process (GO): regulation of transcription by RNA polymerase II
Molecular function (GO): RNA polymerase II cis-regulatory region sequence-specific DNA binding; DNA-binding transcription factor activity
Source: RefSeq, a predicted model, not a curated record